AAUUCGGACAUUACGGACCUGAUUGCUCCAAGAUAUGUAGUGUGAAUUGUAAAAGACAAACUUGUGACAAUGUCACUGGAUCCUGCACAUAUGGAUGUAUUAAUGGGUUCUAUUCAGAUAAAUGUGAAAAGAGUUGCAGUUUAUCAUGCCUGUCAACUUUCAAUAGAGACUCAAAGGAAUAUGAAGGCCAAUGUCCGGUUGGCAAAUAUGGAACUUAUUGCAAUAAAACUUGCAACUAUAAUUGUAAAAAUGGAUGCAGUAAAGUCAAUGGAUUAUGCGAUUUUGGGUGUAUUACCGGGAAAUUUGGAGUUGACUGUCUCCGAAACUGUGCUGAUGGAUGUAUAUCUGGUUGUCUUCAAGACGAUGGUAGUUGCACUUGUAAAACAGGAUGGCAGGGUCAAAAAUGUGAUGAAUGCAGCCAAACUCAUUACGGACCACAAUGUGAUCAACUAUGUAGUCCAAUCUGUAUAAAUAGAAUCUGUUUUUCAAACAACGGGUCAUGUAUAAG
Molecule: messenger RNA, 508 nt
Organism: Saccostrea cuccullata (small rock oyster)
Lineage: Eukaryota; Metazoa; Mollusca; Bivalvia; Ostreida; Ostreidae
Exons: 2
Coding region: 70-471 (133 amino acids)
Source: RefSeq, a predicted model, not a curated record